AUGAUAACGAACAUCUCAUCACAAGUCGUGGAUGGUCGCCUUGUAUGUCAUUUCACUCAGCAGCUCGUCCCACAGAUUGACAGAAAAAAUGGUCUCGUAUGGAGUUUGGAUAAGGAAUACUACAUUUUGGGAGCUACUGGAUCUGCACAACCGGAUGAAGUAAAUGCUCACGACAUGAAUCGAGGCUCACAUUUUUAUCCAAUCGUCUCUUCUGCGAAAAUCAACCCUUCACAACUGAGUCUGGUUAAGUACGACACCCCUCUCAGCACCAAUGUAAUUUCGAAGGAAAAAGUCUCGAUUGACCAAGAAAGCCCAGAGUCCAUGAAGCCUGAAGCAGAUGAAGUAGCUCCAACUACAGCAGCUAUGACCACUACGGUCACAUAUGCUCCACCGGAGAACUCGUCCACUUUGAAGAAUUUUUUCCAUUCCGCAGUGGUUCUAUCACUGCUUCGGCUACUGUAA
This is a messenger RNA of Cylicostephanus goldi, 462 nucleotides long. The record is from the annotation of a GenBank genome assembly. NCBI's taxonomy places the organism in Eukaryota, Metazoa, Nematoda, Chromadorea, Rhabditida, Strongylidae.